AAGUUUACAGUCAUCAUGGCACCACAUUCUAUGCCAAAAGCACCUUCAGACCUUACAGGAAAAGAUCUUAAGAUUGGUAUCGUACACACAAGAUGGAACAAAGAGGUCGUAAAUGCGUUAGUUGAAGGUACGAACAACAGAUUGUUAGAAUUAGGUGUUAAGAAGGAGAACAUCAUUAUACAGCAAAUUGCAGGUAGCUGGGAACUUCCAAUUGCUACUAAAAAAAUGAUACACGCAGGACGCGUACAACAGGGAAACACAUCCUCUAACUUACUCAAAGGGUUAGACCCAUUGAACUCACCGGAAGCACCUUCUACCCCAGUUAGCAACAACACCGGUGAAUUUGACGCUAUAAUCUCAAUUGGUGUACUUGUUAAAGGAUCUACACAGCACUUUGAGUACAUCGCAGGUGCGGCUACUGACGGUCUCAUGAGAGUCAGCUUGGAUGAGAAUUUACCUGUUGUUUUCGGUGUACUCACCUGCAACACAGAAGAGCAAGCAAGAUCUAGAGCAGGUCUAGUUGAAGGUGGUUUAGAAAACCACGGUCCAAGUUGGGCAGAAUCAGCUGUUGAGCUUGCUAACUUAUCUACCAAAUGGUCAAAAGGCGAAUUUGCUUAAAAUGUACAAAUCAAAUGAAUGGAUAUUACAAGAGAGUGAAUGUGUCCUUAACGAAAGUGAUUGAAUGCUGAUAGUUGAAAUGUGAAUGCUUAGUUUGGCUGUAAACAAGCUCAAACUGUGAUUUUUUGUCUAUGAUCUUCUAGGUAAAUGGAACAACAAGCUUGGUGGUCUACUAAGCGUCUUUGCUGGACAUGUACGCUUUGGUAUGUUGUCGUUUAAUGGCAAACAGAAGGAUUCCUCUGAGCAGGCACUGGAGGGUGUCUCCAAGUGGUGGUCGUACUCAAACGAAUUCGUCUGAGAAAUCGAUGAAGCCGUAGACGAAGACCUUGAACGUCUAUGAAAGAUUAGAUAUGUUUGAGACUGAAUAUCCCCCACUCACCUAGUCAAGGACGCCUUAGCAAAUGGAUCAGCAUCCCCGAAGAGAUUUCCUGUCUCAGUUUUGACGCUCAUGCGUUGCUGUAACUUCAUCGAUUUAUCCGG
Wallemia mellicola CBS 633.66 is the source of this 1098-nucleotide messenger RNA. RefSeq names its product DMRL synthase family protein. NCBI's taxonomy places the organism in Eukaryota, Fungi, Basidiomycota, Wallemiomycetes, Wallemiales, Wallemiaceae. Gene Ontology annotation, biological process: riboflavin biosynthetic process. The transcript is spliced from 2 exons. Gene Ontology annotation, molecular function: 6,7-dimethyl-8-ribityllumazine synthase activity. Gene Ontology annotation, cellular component: riboflavin synthase complex; intracellular anatomical structure; mitochondrial intermembrane space. The record is from RefSeq and is a predicted model, not a curated record. Bases 16 to 618 code for a protein of 200 amino acids.